AUGGAGGAGUUGUCACACAAAUUCUUGAUAAAUAGGAGAUGUCACAUAGUUUUUGAUGAUGUACGUACCCCUGAAGAUUGGGCUACCCUUCAAAAUCUACUACCAACCCAAUACAAUGGUAUUAAAAUCAUGAUCACCACUCGCAACAGGAACACGGUACAUGAAUUCUCCACUAAGUGUUUUGUACUUGAAAAACGAGCAUUAAGUGAUAAAGAGGGUUGGGAACUAUUCAAUGUCAGGGUUGGGUUUAAGGUCCCGACGGAGCUAGAAAAUCUUGGGAGAACCAAUGUGAGGAGAUGCAGUGGCCUAUCUUGGGCCAUUUAUGGACUGGGAAAUGAGUUAUCAAAGAGAUCAGCUACCCAGGAGCAAUGGUAUAUUUGGGGAUUUCUGGUGGUUCUUCUCUUCAUGGUCGGAUUUAAAUCACGACAGAGACUUGCUCGACUUGUCGGAAUUCUAAGUCUGACGGGGCAAAAUUGCAUUUUGCCUUCCGUUGUACUCAACUUCUUCACUACUUUUGAGCCCAUUGGGAAUCAGAUCAAAGACCUCAUCCAAAGGGAAAUUGGAAUGGAUCAACCAGUGGGAGACGAUGGGCCCCUUGUUGGCUUAGAGGAAUAUGUGCAACUUCUUACUUCAUAUUUGAUCACAAACAAUGCGGCCAAUAGGGUGGUAUGGAUUGUUGGAUGUCGAGGAAUAAGGAAAACAACUCUUGCCGAGAAGGUUUAUUCCAGUGUCCGCUCCCAUUUUGAUUGCCACACAUGGUUUAGUGUACCUCAGGCAUUAAAUGACAAACCAGCUCGACUAAAAAUAGCAAUUCAGCUUCUCUUGUUUGAAGGAAAGGACAAAGCAAAGCCCAUAGAGGAGUUAUUGCACAAAUUAUUGAUAAAUAGGAGAUGUCUCAUAGUUUUUGAUCAUGUACGGACUCCUAAAGAUUGGGCUACCCUUCAAAAACUACUACCGGCCCAAUACAAUGGUAAUAAAAUCAUGAUCAUCACUCGCAACAGGAACAUGGUACAUGAAUUCUCCACUGAGUGUUUUGUACUUGAAAAGCGAGCAUUAAGUGAUGAAGAGGGUUGGGAACUAUUCAAUGCUAGGGUUGGGUUUAAGAUCCCGACGGAGCUGAAAAAUCUUGGGAGAACCAAUGUGAGGAGGUGCAGGGGCCUACAUUGGGCCAUUUGUGGACUAGGAAACUAG
Messenger RNA from Ilex paraguariensis (yerba mate), 1191 nucleotides. The record is from the annotation of a GenBank genome assembly. NCBI's taxonomy places the organism in Eukaryota, Viridiplantae, Streptophyta, Magnoliopsida, Aquifoliales, Aquifoliaceae.